AUGUCUAACGGUGGUGGAACUCUAACCUUGCCGUCGCCGACGCACCCGCAUCACCACCAUGUUGACGUGGGAGCUGGUCUACGAACACUGAGACGCUCAUUGUCGCGUUCGCCGUCCAAGUUUUCUCUGGUGCGCACUGCGUCCCAGAGCAGCUCCGACGCUGGUUCGUCGCCGUCGUCUCCCUCUUGCCGCCGUGCUCAAUCGCAGUAUUUUGGCCCGGGACAAUCGACUACGCCAUUCAAUACACCGCCUACAAACGCUGUGCACGCCCAAUCACCGCUUGCAACUCCUUUCCGACCUAGUGUCAAACUUUCGCUGCGAUCCGCCAAAACCGCUUCUAAGAGUCCGGCUGCACCGUCGACAGCCACAAAGCAACUAUCGCGGUCGCGCACCUCUCCAAGAAGCCCGUCCAGACGCGCUUUGAAUGCCGCCACUACCUCCGUCAAUUCCGCGCCGUCGUCAUCGUCCAUUCUUGAAUCCACCCUUCCCGAACAGGAGAACGUUGGCGUUUUUGCGCGCAACCCUGCGCCGCGCAGGCCCUUCGACAAAGCCUCCAAUCGGCAUAGCAUGCAUUUGGACAUGUCUGGCGCGUCUCAGCUUACCAUGUCACGUUUUUCGGAAGCGAACAACUCGAAUGCUAGCUCCGGUGCUAGCCCUCUGAAGCGAAGUGAUGCUAUCAUGACUCUCGACCAAAACUUCUCUGGCAGCCCGAAGGCUAAACGACGCAGUUAUGGCCCCUCAAGUCUUGGGGACAACUUCAACAUCUUCGACCAGUUUCCUGGCUCACCAAGCCCAGACAUGCAGGAUGACUCUGCGCGUGAGUAUGAUUGGACCAGCUCCAGCGCCCCAAACAUGUUUGAAUCUCUAGCGUCACCCACUCCCUCCGCCAUGCCGCGAAGGGCUGGAUCACUUCGACGGUCCACUCUCCAGCAGCGACAUACGGGUGAGAAGCAGACGUCUUGGGGACGACGUGCAGCUCUCCAGCAGGCGGCUCUGCAGGCGGCUCUCCAGUCGGCACAAACCACCAUUGAUGCGACAACCACCAUCCCCAACGCCAAGGCCCGCCCACGACUGUCUCUGGAUGCUUUCCUGCCGCCGCCACCACGAGAUAGCCCUUUCAAUACACAGGGCCCUCUACCGAACCCUUCGGCCCAUGCUAUGAACCCUCCGGCCCAUCAGCCUCACCCGCUCUCUCGCACAAUGACUACCUCGUCGUCGAACUCGAGUAUGGGUGAUGACUCUCCAACACAUUUUCCUGUGGAGAAACCGAGAGCAUUCGUCAACUUCUCCAAGAGCCUGCCCAUGGCUUCUGUUCGUCCGAAGCCCGACAGACAAACCCAAGGCAUCGCCAGUGUGUCUACACCUGACUACAAGCACGCGAGACCGUUUGAGGGAGCCUUCGCAUCGACCGGUCUAAUUUCCAAAGUGAAUCGCCAUCCCGAGCAGGGCCUUUCGGGUACAGGCAACGGCGCAGCUCCACCUGAUACCCCUUGCAAGAAACCCCUAAACCCAUUUGCUACGUAUCCGCAACAACCAACGCCGGGGAGUGCGAGAGCGAGGAGCAGACGCAUGAGACACACACUUGCCGGUCCUACGACUCCUUCUUUCAACCCUACCUCUUCAAGUCGAUUUCAAAUUGCGUUCGACGAGCCGACGCGCCCUGGCCCUUUGAGCUUCAACAGAUUAUCGAAAAAAGGCAGCCUUAUGAGUCUUCUUAGUGAUGAUGGAAGAAGUCCUAGCAAGAGUGAUGAUGAGAUGCAAACCAGCAACGAUGGUGAUUUUCCACCAACGCCCACGAAGCAACAGCUUCUUUCUCAAAGCACAAGCAACCCGAGCGAAACAGUGAACGACAGUCCCACUGCCAGCCGACACGUGGCUGCUCCAACUUCCGCCUUCGGUGCGGGAGCAUCUUUGAUCCCAGCAACUCCUCUGGAUCGUUUUGAGUUUGCCGAGAAGGCUUCUCCCCGGACCCCACAGGAUGGUGUUGUGCCCCCUGAUGCGAGCCGCCUGAGUAUCUCAAACCCCUCGGAGGGAUUUCUGCUUCCCGGAAGCAGCGGGCGAAAGUCGAUCUUUCCGCCUGCCACUCCGACUACUCGAAAUGAGGGUUUCCAACAGAUCCUUAACCGGCGCGUUAUCACCCCUGUGCAUGCAUCGUCUGGCGCUGAGCUCGAUGCCAGCCUUGUCGCACGGUUCGGAAAGGUGGAACACAUCGGCAGGGGCGAAUUUUCCGAGGUCUUCAAGGUGGCAGAAUACAACCAACCCAUCGAUGCUGAGCGCAAAGGUUUCUUCGAUACUCCAUCGCAUCGCACCCCACCCUCCCCUACACCUCAUAAGCUAUUCGCGGUUAAGAAGUUGGUUCUUCCGAUCCAAGGUGACAAGGACCGAGCAGAGCGACUCAAUGAGGUGACCGCCUUGCAGCGGGUCAGGGGCUGCGACCAUGUCCUGCAGCUUAUCGACAGUUGGGAAGAGAACCACAGCCUAUAUAUCCAGACCGAGUACUGUGAGGAGGGCAAUUUGCACAAGUUCCUUGAAAAGGUUGGAAUGAAGGGCAGGCUGGAUGACUUUCGCAUCUGGAAAAUCAUGCUCGAAGUCGGCCAGGGUUUGAAGCAUAUUCACAGCGCCGGCUUGAUCCAUCUAGACUUGAAACCUUCCAACAUCUUGGUCGGUUUCGACGGCACCCUUAAGAUAGGCGAUUUCGGCCUCGCUACUGGUCACGGUUUACCUCGAAGCGACAUGGAGGGAGACCGUACAUACAUGGCUCCUGAAGCUCUUCGCUCCGAGAUUGGGUGCUCUGCAGACAUUUUCUCAUUUGGACUCAUCAUGCUAGAGAUAGCAGCCAACGUCCAAUUGCCGGAGAAUGGAGCAACAUGGACGGCUUUGAGAGAAGGAGAUUUCGACGAAGUCCCCACACUCACCCAAGAAGGAACCCCAGUUCCACGAGACACCGAGGGUAUGCCAAUCGAUGAGACUGAACGCGGCGUCAACUUGUCCGAAGACGAUAGCCACACGACGAGAAAUCUUCGUCGAAGCUACAACUUCAGAGGGGCAAGACGGCAGUCUGGCGACAUCUUCGGCUUGAACCGAAACGGCUCGAGUCGGAAGACCGAGCUUCAACAGGCUCCUGACUUCAUGAGCAACCCUGACCAUCCAAGUUCUCUGGACAAAGUUGUCAAAGCGAUGCUCGCCGUGGUGCCGUCGUAUCGACCUACAGCAACUCAGAUGCUCGAGCUGGAAGCUCUCAAUUGGGUUGGAACACGUCAACGGGCUGGUGCUACGGUCUUCGAAGGUAACUGGGGACCUGGGGACGAGGUCAUUGAGCCUUCAUCUCUCGACACCGAGAUGACCGACGUAUGA
Molecule: messenger RNA, 3354 nt
Organism: Anthostomella pinea
Lineage: Eukaryota; Fungi; Ascomycota; Sordariomycetes; Xylariales; Xylariaceae
Source: the annotation of a GenBank genome assembly